This is a messenger RNA of Alligator sinensis (Chinese alligator), 2746 nucleotides long. RefSeq names its product PR/SET domain 6 (gene PRDM6). NCBI's taxonomy places the organism in Eukaryota, Metazoa, Chordata, Crocodylia, Alligatoridae. Gene Ontology annotation, molecular function: protein binding; histone methyltransferase activity. The coding region runs from base 1 to 1281 and encodes 426 amino acids. The record is from RefSeq and is a predicted model, not a curated record. Gene Ontology annotation, cellular component: nucleus. The transcript is spliced from 8 exons.
AUGGAUAGGGAUAAUGUAAAAUUAUUAGGAGAAGAUCCAUACAUCUGUUGUGACAUGUGUGCUGAUAACCGCAAUGGUGAGUGCCCCAUGCAUGGGCCCCUUCACUCUCUGCGUCGUUUAGUGGGCACUAGUAGUGCUGCUGCAGCAGCACCUCCACCCGAGAUCCCUGAGUGGCUCAGAGACCUGCCUCGGGAAGUGUGUCUGUGUACCAGCACUGUGCCUGGCCUGGCCUAUGGCAUCUGUGCUGCCCAGAGGAUCCAACAGGGCACCUGGAUUGGACCUUUCCAGGGAAUCCUCCUCCUACCAGAGAAGGUUCAAGCAGGAGCCAUCAGGAAUACACAGCAUCUCUGGGAAAUAUAUGACCAAGAUGGGACACUGCAGCACUUUAUUGAUGGUGGAGAACCCAGUAAGUCAAGUUGGAUGAGGUAUAUCCGAUGUGCGAGGCACUGUGGCGAACAGAACUUAACAGUAGUUCAAUACAGGUCAAAUAUAUUCUACAGGGCCUGUAUAGAUAUCCCCAGGGGCACUGAGCUGUUGGUGUGGUACAAUGACAGCUACACGUCUUUCUUUGGAAUCCCUUUACAGUGCAUUGCACAGGAUGAAAACUUGAAUGUCCCUUCGACGGUAAUGGAGGCCAUGUCCAGACAAGACACCCUACAGCCAUUUAAUAAAAGUAGCAAACUACCCCCUGCCACUCCACAGCGAUCCAUAGUAUUUCCACAGACUCCAUGCAGCAGAAAUUUUUCUCUUCUGGAUAAGUCUGGGUCCAUCGAGUCAGGAUUUAACCAGAUCAGUGUAAAAAACCAGCGAGUUCUUGCAAGCCCAACUUCAACAAGCCAACUAAAUUCUGAGUUCAGUGACUGGCAUCUUUGGAAAUGUGGGCAAUGCUUUAAGACUUUCACUCAGCGGAUCCUCUUACAGAUGCAUGUGUGUACGCAGAACCCUGACAGAAAUUCCCAACAAACCCAUAUGGGGGACUCCAGAAAGGGACCCUAUCAAUGUGGUCAUUGCUCCCAAUCCUUCUCCCAGCCUUCAGAACUAAGGAACCAUGUGGUCACUCAUUCCAGUGACAGACCUUUCAAAUGUGGUUACUGUGGCCGGGCCUUUGCUGGUGCUACAACACUCAACAAUCACAUCCGGACACACACAGGAGAGAAGCCUUUCAAGUGCGAGAGGUGUGAGAGGAGCUUCACACAAGCCACCCAGCUGAGUCGACACCAGAGGAUGCCCAAUGAGUGCAAGCCAAUAACAGAGAGCACAGAAUCAAUUGAAGUGGAUUAACUGAUUGACUGGUUGGAAUUAAACUGCAAGGAAAGUCAUGAUUAAAUGUCACGGACACUUAAGCAAAACCAAAGAUUUCCUCUGAGCAACUUUCAAUCAGCCCCAGAAAACCAAAAGCAGUAAUAAAAUAAGUAAGAUGUUAAGAGAUAUUGAUCCUGGCAUGGAAGUGAGGCCAGGAAAGAGAUUAUUUAUUUAUGACUAGGGAUGAGACUUAUUUCAAUGGACAAGUUACCUGGGACUGCUAACAGUUCAAGUCCCACCAUGUAUUGCUUUAUUUCUAAAAGCCUUUAUUAUUGUUAUUUAAUACCAAAGCGAGGAAUCUCAAGGGUUCUUCUGCCCAUAGUUAUGACUGAGAAUGCACAUGGACUUGUUUAUUGUUGCACCUUUUUUGUAGCAUGACUCUAAGUACCCAGAUGUAAUCCUUAUUUUUGGCUGGGUUGGGUUGGGUUAAGUUGGUUUUGACAUGGCUAUAAUAGAAAUUGUUGUCUGAAUAGUGAGAUGGAAAGUGAUCAAGCACCACAUCUGAGUUGGCCUCCUCACACCAAAGGACAUUUCAUUUCCAUGGUUCCACACCUCACAUUGUGUGCACUUUUUCAUGUAAAUGUCUUUAUCAGAUAAUGCAUUGGCACCGAAGCUCUGCGAAAACCGAAUAAGCAACCUGUAAAUACACAGUUGUGCAAGGAUGUCAGAAAGAAAGACAGUUUAAACAAAGGCACAUUUUAAAUAGGAUAGCAUCACUUUGAAAUAUGCAAUGAUAAAAAGUGUUUUCAGCAAAAUUGUAGUUUAAUGUUAAAAAAAAACCCUGUAUAUCUGAAUAUCCUGUUGUAAGCAGCAAGACAAAAAAGCUAGGUUCAAGUUUUCAUUUGGAUGGUUGCUUUAAUAGUUUAUCAAUUCCAGCAAAAUUAAUCAAAAACCCAGUUUACAGUGCCCAGCUAUUUCUAUCAUACUGGCUCAGGUUCACUUGAAAGUAGUCCCAGAUCAGUUUCAACAAACUUGGGCUGAGCUUCAGUAUUGUAAAGGAAAUCUGAAUCCAGGUGACUCAUGAAUGGCUUCAGGCUUCAUUGCAGUCACUUCAGGAAGAUGUAUUUAAUUUUCUUUCAAGGCAUGAGUCUAAUUCUAAUUAAUGUAAAAGAAGUUACGUAUACUUAGCAAGGGAAUAAGUGUCUGCAUAAAGAUUCUAACACAGUAUAACAGAGUACUGAACGUGCACACACGGGAGAGGCUAAACACUGAAGUAGUGUUCUUUAUGAACAAGGUGCAGCUAACAUGAUACAUUUUUAUUGGGAAUUGCACACUUUGGAUGAAAUUCUGCCACAUUAAAGUCUCUGGGAGUUUUGCCAUUUAUUUCAAAAGGACCAUGAUUUUACUCUUAAUUUGUAUGGUGCUAGAGGUUAAAAAGAUGCCCCUUUGAAACAAAUUCAUAUUUAAUAAAAGAAAAAAAUAAUAAAUGUUUGCAUGCGAGUAA